Pseudomassariella vexata is the source of this 2043-nucleotide messenger RNA. RefSeq names its product FAD dependent oxidoreductase-domain-containing protein. Gene Ontology annotation, biological process: glycerol-3-phosphate metabolic process. Gene Ontology annotation, molecular function: glycerol-3-phosphate dehydrogenase (quinone) activity. The transcript has 2 exons. Gene Ontology annotation, cellular component: mitochondrion; glycerol-3-phosphate dehydrogenase (FAD) complex. The record is from RefSeq and is a predicted model, not a curated record. Bases 1 to 2043 code for a protein of 680 amino acids. NCBI's taxonomy places the organism in Eukaryota, Fungi, Ascomycota, Sordariomycetes, Amphisphaeriales, Pseudomassariaceae.
AUGUCGAGACUGUCGCGGGCAGCUGGCGUACUUCGGCGCGUUGCGCUCCCCACGACCGCCGUGGCCGUUGGAGGUGGUGCCCUGCUGUACUACUCGUACCGCCCCCGAGAUAUCCCCGGUUUCGAGGGUCCCGCCGUCCCUCCACCCAUCUGGGGCGCCGAUGGCACCUUCGAGCUCCCCCGCUUUCCCUGUAUCAAGACGCGCGAUGAGCAGCUUGCCGAGCUGAAGAAGAGCACCGCAGCAAACGAGGAAUAUGAUGUCCUCGUCAUCGGAGGCGGCGCAACGGGCGCCGGCGUGGCAUUGGAUGCCGUCACAAGAGGCUUGAAGGUCGCAAUGGUCGAGCGGGACGACUUCAGUAGCGGCACCAGCAGUAAGAGUACAAAACUCGUACAUGGUGGUGUCAGGUAUCUGGAGAAGGCCGUGUGGAACCUCGACUACGAUCAAUACAAGCUGGUUAAGGAGGCCCUUAAGGAGCGCAAGUACUUCCUACAGACUGCACCGCAUCUCAGCAGCUGGCUGCCCAUCAUGCUGCCCCUCGAUAAGUGGUGGAAGGCGCCCUACUACUGGGCUGGUACCAAGUUCUACGAUUUUCUUGCCGGCAGUGAGGGCAUCGAGAGCUCCUACUUCUUAACCAAGAGCAAAGCCAUUGAUGCGUUCCCCAUGCUGAAGAGGACGGACCUGGUAGGGGCGCUGGUUUACUAUGAUGGUGCGCACAACGACUCGAGGAUGAACGUGUCAAUAGCCAUGACCGCUGCCAUCUUCGGCGCCACCACCGUGAACCACGCUGAGGUCACUGGUUUACUUAAGAAUGCGAAUGGGAGACUCUGCGGUGCCCAAAUCAGGGACCGAAUUCCAGAGCGAGACGGCAAGAGCUCCGAUGAGAUCACCGUAAAGGCCAAGUGCAUCAUCAACUGCACAGGCCCCUUCACCGACUCAAUACGGAAACUGGACGAUCAAGAAUGUGAAGAUAUUGUGGCUCCGGCAUCUGGCGUACACGUUAUUCUUCCAGGGUAUUACAGCCCAGGACAGAUGGGGCUGAUUGAUCCAUCGACCUCUGAUGGCCGCGUCAUCUUUUUCCUACCGUGGCAGGGCAACACCAUUGCCGGCACGACCGACGAACCUACCAACAUCUCCCCGAACCCGUUGCCCGAUGAGAAGUCCAUUCAGUGGAUUCUGAAUGAGGUCAGCCACUACCUGUCUCCCGACAUCAACGUCCGCCGGGGUGAUGUUUUGGCUGCAUGGUCUGGUAUCCGCCCUCUUGUUAAGGACCCCAAGGCUAAGAACACGCAAUCGGUUGUGCGGAAUCACUUGAUUCACACUGCUCAGUCUGGACUCAUCACCUGCGCUGGUGGAAAGUGGACAACCUAUCGCCAAAUGGCCGAGGAGUGUGUGGAUGAGGCUGUUAAGGAGUUCAACCUCCCUAUCAAGCCUUUCUUCAACGCACCUCGCGUGAGUGGUACCGAAGCUAUUGACGACGGUGCCAUCCUGGACGGAAGCUGCCAAACGCACAAAGUGCGCUUGGUUGGUGCUCACGGUUUCAGCAAGACGCUUUUCAUCCACUUGAUUCAGCACUUUGGCAUUGAGACUGAUGUGGCCAAGCAUUUAACCGAAAGCUACGGUGAUAGAGCGUGGAGUGUUGCCGCGCUGUGUAAGGCAACCGACCGGCGGUUCCCUGCAAAGGGUGAGCGCAUAUCGACCCUAUACCCUUUCGUGGAUGGCGAGAUACGGUAUGCUGUCCGUCAUGAGUAUGCGCAGACUGCCGUAGAUGUGUUAGCACGCCGCACACGACUGGCUUUCCUCAACGCUCAGGCUUCCCUUGAGGCUUUGCCCAAGAUCAUCGACAUUAUGGCCGAUGAGCUGAAGUGGGAUAGCCGGCGGCAGGAGACGGAGUGGAAGGACACCGUCUCCUUCCUCCAGUCCAUGGGUCUGCCUGAGCCCAUGCUCACCACCACGAGGAAGCAAGUCGAGAAGGGCAAACUGGACUUCUCUAGUUCGUUGGAGUACAAGAUGUAUUCAAGACAUGACAAGCCCGCCGACGAGUAA